Molecule: messenger RNA, 3454 nt
Organism: Chelonia mydas (Green sea turtle)
Lineage: Eukaryota; Metazoa; Chordata; Testudines; Cheloniidae
Exons: 2
Coding region: 12-851 (279 amino acids)
Source: RefSeq, a predicted model, not a curated record
GUGUUCACGUGAUGGGAUGUUUCUUUCACUGCAAUUCAUCAGAGUUGUUUCUCUCUGCAGAAGACUUGUGGUCUUGUCCAGCUCUUCAAAAUCUAGCUGGAAAAGGGGUUUUGUCCAGAAUCGAAAGCUAUCCUAAAGAGAUCCAGAUGGGCUUGAUUUUCAGCAGACCACCUGGCCCACGCCCACUGAGUUUUGAAAGUCUCCUGAGAGUGAGAUCUCGUUUGCAGUCUCAAGGGAAAAUGACCAACGAGCUGAGAAUCCUCUUUGACAAAGUGCUGCGGGUGUUCCUUCGGGAGUGCUUGGGUGUUCGGGAGAAUGCCAAGGUGGUCAUCCAGAGCCGCAGUGACAUCUUGGAAUUCAUCUCCGGGAAGGGUGAAUGUGUGUUUACCUUCUUCACCAUCGACAGCCAGCCCCAUUAUAACUUGAGGAAACCAGCCAGCUUCCUCACUCAAUUACAUGAUCCAGAACCUCUGAGCACCAUGCAUCUCUUACGGAUGAGGAGCAAUCUAGAAACCCAGGGGCAGAUGACGGAAGAGCUGAGAAGCUGCAUGGAUCUCGCUCUCAGUGAGUAUCUCCAAGAGCCCAAGUUUGUCCAGGAGAAUGCAAGGAUGGUGAUCCAAUCCAGAGACAAAUUGCUGGAGUUUAUUUCAGGAAGGGGUGAAUGUCAAAUCUGUGUGUUCUUCUUUGCUAAUAGGGGAGCCCAAUAUGACUUCACAGCCUCGCAGUUCAUAAUGGUAGCUAGAAUGUUAAAUAGGAGAAGAGACACUAUACUCAACUUGAUCCUACAGUGGAUGAGACCACCAAUCCCAAAUUUAAUGCAAUUAAUUGGGGAGAUAAAUUGGCGCUGGUAAAAUUCAGCACCAAACCAAAAUUGGAGUGGGUCAUAAUGCUGGGAACAAACCUUGUUUUAUCAAAAAAACAGCUCAUAAAAAAUGUAAAUUGUCCUGGCAAAUUUUUCGACUUUUUUUGGAAUUUUCCAUUUUUUCGAUGAAACCUGUAAAACAGUGUUUUCCAUUUUUGAUUUUUGCAGUGUUUCCCUCCCCACUCCUUUGUCCAUAGCAAAAUGGGGGAACACAACUGAAAGCUGCUGUGGGUUUUAUUUUUGUGGGCAAGCAAAACAGCAUUAAUCUUUCUUCUUCUCUCUACCUAUAACAUCUGUAAAAAGAACAGGAGGACUUGUGGCACUUUGAGACUAACAGAUUUAUUUGAGCAUAAGCUUUUGUGAGCUACAGUGAAGCGACCUGUAGCUCACGAAAGCUUAUGCUCAAAUAAAUUGGUUAGUCUCUAAGGUGCCACAAGUCCUCCUUUUCUUUUUGCGGAUACAGACUAACACGGCUGCUCCUCUGAAACCUACAACAUUUGUGUGUUCCCCCUGCCUUUUCUCUGACCAUGAUCUUACCCCAGAGCCUGACCCCGAAGAGACUCAAAGUGAGCACCCCAAAAAUUGAGUCUUCUAAAAACCAGGGGCAGGUUUUUAAAAUUUGGGCCCCAUGUGACUGACCCAAAGAUCAUGUCCCAGGCUUGUGUCUUAAUCAUACGAUAUGUCCUUGCAAAGGCCUUACUAUAAUUGUGGAAGCUUAUUUGCCUGCCUUGUGAGAACACUACCAUAUAAGCAUAGGUGCUAGACACAAAUCUGCAAUAUUGUGCCUCAUGCCUCCGGUGUUCUGCACGCAACGAGGCUUCCUUAGGCGACUAACAUCUGGAAGUGUUUCCCAAUUUCCAGCCUCCAUUUCCCCUUCAGUCCAUUAAGCUAACUAAUUUUGCCUCCUCCUCGCUAUUUCUCCUUCAAAUCCCUGCAGAUGGUUAACCUGCCCCUCGCGUGUGACCCCUUCUGGAUAAAAAAAAAAAAAAACACAAGGCAAACCAACAUUGAUUAUUUUUGACAGUUCUUCUAAUUUUUAAGCCAAGUUUGUGAUUUUUGUUUUAAACGCCUGGCCCCUGAUUUUUGAACACUUAGCUCUGGCCGUGUUGCAGAUUGGACUCUUUCAAAAUGGCCCCUCGCACCUCCGCUUUUGUGACGCUUCUUAACAGUGCUUCCAGGUUCGCAGCAGCUAUUGUGAAGCAAAAUGUUCUUCAGACAGAAAAUACCUGUGUUAAAAUUCUCUGAAUGUAUGAUGUUUCACUAAAGCUGUCUAGAAGUCACACUAAAUCAACAGGUAAUUUCAAAUGUUGAACUGGGAGAAACUCAUUACACUAACUAAUCUUAGCACGCUAAAUAAGAGGAAACUGCUUCAACCACGGCAAAAGUUACUGUGAAAAAUCCCAAUUGUUUCAAAAAGUUCAAAGCCUAAAGUCACACAGAUUUUCUAGGGGAAAGAACGGCCAGUUUCCUUGAAAAAAGUGGAAGAAACUUUGGCUUGGCUUGUAAGCGAAAGAUUUCAUCGGCAUUUGAACUUUUGGUGAAAGUAGCACCAGUGUUUACAGCACCCGUGAAAUUCCAGAGAGAAAUGGCAUCAAAAUCGUCACCUGCACAUUUUGUUUUGGCUUUUGUGUUAUUAUUUGUAUUACCAUAGCUCAGAGAUGCUCCAGUCAUGGGCCAGAACCUCACGGUGCUAGGUCCGGUACACUCACAGAACGUAGGUGUGGCUUGGAAGGAUUUGCUUUGAUUUUUAUUGGUAAAUGUCGGUAAACAUCAACUUUACCGCACGCACAUAAAUGGAUGAAAAAACAAUUCCAUCAAUAAUAAUUGAAAUGUACAGAUAGGUGCAGUAAGAAACUUGGUACUUGAGAACUCAGUGGAGUUUGAUUUAAGGCUAUUUACUUUGUAUAUUUUGACAUGUGAUGCUGACAAAAACAGUUACAAAGCUUUAACUUUUUGAAUCCCAGCCUCUACUGUCAUUCAAUAAUUAUUGUCUGACCCCUCCCCCCCCCCAUUUUCCACAAUAGUGGCUAUUUAAAAUCAAUUUAAAAAAUGAAAAAUGCUUAAAAAUAAACUUUGAUAUUAUCCAUCAAAAUUAUCGAAUUCUUCCAUGCCUACAUAGGUGUGAUAGUUUUAUGCAUAUAAGCACCAAAGUUUGGCUCUGAGCCUCAGCCUCGCACGGUCAUUUUUUUGAGUGAAAUUGACAUUGUUUGAUAAUUCAGUAAUGUGUCAACAUUUCUAAAUCCUAGCUGACAAUCAUUUGGUUGAAGUGACAUAAGCAGUCCCAUAAUUUCACUGGCAAAUACACUUGAUUGGACAUAAAUAAGAAUCUCUAUUUAAGGAUCUGUAAUUCCAUGUUGAUAGCAAAAUCACCCGGCCAGACAAGCACACAACCAGGAUAAAUUUUGGGUCUGUGACAAAGGUGUGAUAAGUCCUUGCAUUAAUUGAACUGCCUUAUUAUCUCUUGAAAAUUGUAAUGUCCUUUGCAAAGCUCCAUGUUUUUGACAUUGUGAACACUACCUUCUAACCAUCUGUGUAUUGCUUUCUGUUAUUUCUCCUUGGCUUUUGAAAUCACCCUAGCUAAUAAAAUUCAUC